Messenger RNA from Colletotrichum scovillei, 912 nucleotides. RefSeq names its product cell surface metalloreductase. NCBI's taxonomy places the organism in Eukaryota, Fungi, Ascomycota, Sordariomycetes, Glomerellales, Glomerellaceae. The record is from RefSeq and is a predicted model, not a curated record. Gene Ontology annotation, molecular function: ferric-chelate reductase activity. The coding region runs from base 1 to 912 and encodes 303 amino acids. The transcript has 2 exons. Gene Ontology annotation, biological process: copper ion import; intracellular iron ion homeostasis; iron ion transport. Gene Ontology annotation, cellular component: plasma membrane.
AUGCUUCCCCUGUUCUCUGGACCCUGCUUGGACUUCACCGCAGACAUACUCGCCGUACCUUUCCGGCACUACGCGGUGUUUCACAGGUGGCAGGGUCGUGUCGCCACAAUUCUCCUUGCGGGUCACAUCCUCAGCGCUAUGGGAGACGACAAGUUCUCGGUCCAAGUUUCUGAAGGUGCCAGCGAGCUCCUCAUGGUUGCGGGAUCCAUCGCCAUGGUGGCAGCGGCAACAAUGACCUUUCUCCCCUUUUUCCGACGCCGUAUCUACGAGCUUUGUCUGAGAGCCCACCAAGCGCUUGCUUGUCUGGCAGCGGUGGGGCUAGCGUUCCAUCUGCGGUCGAUGGCCGGUCGCUCAUGGCUUUGGCUGUACGUCUAUCUUGCUGUGACGGCGCUGAUAACCUUUUCACAAAUGAGCCUGAUGGCGUUCCGUAACAAGGCGAUGGGACGAACGUCUGGCAGAGCCUACAUCAAUCAUGAUGCCGGGGCCGUGCGCGUCUCGAUUCAGCUAUCAAGGCCACUUACCUUCGAGGCGGGCCAGUAUUUGCUUGUGUGGAUGCCGAGAGUCCGCCUGUUGGAGAGCCACCCCUUCGUCGUGACCUCGUGGGCCGAGGCGGAACAGGACAUCGUCGAUCUUUUUAUCGAACCGUGCAGAGGGUUCACUUCCAGUCUUGUUCGGUAUUCCCACGAGCGCGCCGUGCCACGGCUGACCUUUCUUUCCGGCCCGCACGGCGUCAGCGUGCCGGUGUGGGACUACGAGGCGGUGCUCAUGGUGGCUACGGGUCAUGGAAUCGCAGCUCAGGCGCCGUACCUCAAGAAGCUGGUCUACGGAUACAACCACUGCAGAGGUCGCACGCGGCAGAUCCACCUUAUCUGGCAGGUAGCCAACCUCGGUGAGUUGAGGAAGACGUGCUAG